This is a messenger RNA of Colletotrichum destructivum, 1731 nucleotides long. RefSeq names its product Putative HAD superfamily protein. Lineage: Eukaryota; Fungi; Ascomycota; Sordariomycetes; Glomerellales; Glomerellaceae. The transcript has a single exon. The record is from RefSeq and is a predicted model, not a curated record. The coding region runs from base 371 to 1465 and encodes 364 amino acids.
CCGUAAGCGAGAGGGAGGGACCAUGAUUAGCGGAAAUGAGGGUAAAAAGCGAGGCAAAAGUUGGAACUCGGAACUAGAAACUGGGAAGUGCGAGUCUUGGAGCCUCUUCUUCCAAUCGCUGCCGACUUGUUUAUAACGCGGCGAACGGCCCGGCCGGGUAAGUAGGAGAUUUGCAGAGCUUUCUUCCCGUCGUUCUUCCUCCCCUCCCCUCCCCCUCUCGGCCCGUUCAUUCUUCAUCGCUGUCGGUCACAUUCACACUUUGCCUUCAGUCUCUUUCUGGUUUAGCUGCAGCUCCCACUCUACGUGCCAUCACGUAUUACUACUACUACUGCUACAUAGCCCAACUAUACCAGCGUAGCAUCGUCAAAAGAUGAAGACCUCCAUGAACCCCGUCGUCGCCUCGCUCGGGCUGGCCAUCGCCCGCGCCGUCACGGACGCCGCCCCGUCGACGUACGCCUCCAACCACACCGCCGGCCCCGAGCUGAAGCACUGGCCGGCCGAGGCGGCCAAGGCGCUCAACACCAUGAUCGCGGCCAACGCCAACCAGAGCAACUACGCCGUCUUCGACAUGGACAACACCAGCUACCGCUUCGACCUCGAGGAGUCGCUGCUGCCGUACCUCGAGAGCAAGAACGUCCUCACCCGCGACACCAUGGACCCGACCCUCAAGCUCAUCCCCUUCAAGGACACGGCCAACCACACCGAGUCGCUGUACAGCUACUACCUGCGCCUGUGCGAGGUCGACGACAUGCUCUGCUACCCGUGGGCCGCCCAGAUCUUCAGCGGCUUCCCGCUGAGCGAGCUCAAGGGCUACGUCGACGAGCUCAUGGCCCUCAACCACACCGUCAAGACCACCUACUACGAGGAUGACGUCGUCACCCCCUACGAGGUCAACCCUCCCAAGAUCUUCACCGGCCAGGUCGAGCUUUACAACAAGCUCAUGGCCAACGGCAUCGAGGUCUACGUCAUCACCGCCGCCUCCGAGGAGCUCGUCCGCAUGGUCGCCUCCGACCCCAAGUACGGCUACAACGUCAAGCCCGAGAACGUCAUCGGCGUCACCAUCGUCCUGAAGAACCUGACCUCGGGCGAGCUCACCACGACGCGCAAGCAGGUCGAGGAGGGCCACUACGACCAGGAGGCCAACCUCGGCCUCGUCAUGACCCCUUACCUGUGGACGCCCGCCACCUGGAUGCAGGGCAAGUGGGCCGCCAUCCUUACCUACAUCGACGAGUGGAAGAAGCCCGUCCUGGCCGGCGGCGACACCCCCGACAGCGACGGCCCCAUGAUCUUCCACGGCGUCGACGUCGCCAAGGGCGGCAUCCACCUCUGGAUCAACCGCAAGGAGAGCUCCAUGGAGCAGAUGAACAAGAUGAUCAAGGACAACGCCGCCGCCCAGAAGAAGGAGGGCCUGCCCGUCACGGCCGACAAGAACUGGGUCAUCGUCACGCCUCAGGAGAUUCAGUGAACGUCGGUCGUCAAUUGCGCUUAAAGAUAAUAGAGUCAGAGCCGCAAAGGCAUAAACAGAACUAGACAAUCGACGUGAUGUCCCAUCAUCGUGAGAGACACGCGGCCCUACUCUUCUCGUCCUCUUAUUCUGUGUGUUACUCUACAGUUGAAGUUAAAUGUGACAGGCCGUCAAAUGUGAUGGCUGAACGAAGCGAGAUACGGACGCAAACGAUAUUGUAUCAAGACUAUGAAGAGAUUUAAGGAAAGACAAGUACAGUCAAUCAC